AGUAGUGCUUGCUACUAGUCGGCUCGCGAUACCACGGCAAGGCAUCAGACAUGGCCGGCGCCCGCGCGACGCCGACGCCGCCGUCGCCGGCGCCCCGCGCCGAGGUUGUCGUCCCGACGGACUGGGCCUCCGCCAUCUCCCUCGCCUCGUCCCAUCCCACGCCUCCGGUAGUAGUCGUGUGCGGGCCCAAGAACAGCGGCAAGUCCACCUUCUCCCGCCUCCUCCUCAACGCGCUGCUCCCCAGGUAUGGGAGAGUUGGGUAUCUGGACACGGACGUGGGGCAGCCGGAGUUCGCGCCGCCCGGGUGCCUCGCGUUCCACGUCGUCGACGAAGCUAUUGCAGAUUUGCUUAAUCCAACUCUACGGGAGGCUGAAAGAUGCUGCUUCUUUGGUGAUAUUUCUUCAAAAAGGGAUCCGGAAGCAUAUCUGAAUUGCCUAUUCCAUUUGUACAACUACUUUGUUGAAAAAUACCGACGUGAUGUGAAUGAAAUGCUACUACCUUUAAUUGUCAACACUCCUGGCUGGGUAAAAGGUGCUGGUUUUGAUAUGCUCGUAGAGAUGCUAAGGUGUAUCUGCCCCACAAUUGUUGUUCAGAUUCGCAUCACGACGCAGAGCAAGAAUCUCCCUGAUGGAAUGUUUUGGCUAGAUGGUGGGCAAACAGGACCUAAGAUGAUCAACGUCAAUGCUGCAUUCCGUGAUGCCUCGAAUAGAUCAUUGUUAAUUCAGAAAGAUUCAUGUGGAAUGCGUGAACGCCGACUUGUGGAGUACUUGAAGCAAUGUUUUCCAACCAACAUAUCUCUGACGACAAAUAAGGAGCUUGCUUAUGCGCUAGCUUCACUUCCACCAUAUCAAGUACCAUUUUCAGAUGUUACAGUUAUGCAUCUUCAUUGCGAGGUACCUGCUGGUGAGAUAUGGCAUAGUCUGAAUGCCACAAUAGUUGGUUUGGCAGUUUCCAACGCAUCUGAGGCAACCGGAUCAAUCCCUUGCUGUGUUGGGCUAGGUAUUGUCAGAGGCGUUGAUGUUCAAAAAGGCCUGUUAUAUGUAAUAACUCCUGUUCCUCUUCAACGUCUGCAAAGCGUAGAUCUUUUGCUGCAGGGACUCAUUGAGAUACCUACAUCUCUUUUGCAGGUCCGUGGAUGCGUGUCCCCGUACAUGUCAACAAAUGUACUGCACAAGAUAUCAGAAAGGGAUUUAUACGCGGAAUGAUGCCUGACGUAAGCAUGUUUUGUCCAAAGGAGAUGAACGCCUCUAUAGCAUCAGUGCUGCCUGUAUCUCUUUGUUCCCGACCCCAGGAGAGGAAAUGUGGUCAGAACGGCAUGUCCAGUUGCCUCGAUUAGUACUACCAUUAGCUAGUAAGCUCUUAGGAUUUGGAUACUCACUCAGAUUUGUCAGAUGUAUACAACUCAAAAUUCGUCAUUUGGCACGCCGGGAAUCCAUUUUCAUUGUUUGAAGUUAUUGUUUAUGCUUGUUUCAACAUUUUUUUAACUCAAUAAUAUGAUGUAAGGUUUUUCA
Messenger RNA from Phragmites australis (common reed), 1511 nucleotides. Its product is annotated as polynucleotide 5'-hydroxyl-kinase NOL9-like. Gene Ontology annotation, molecular function: polynucleotide 5'-hydroxyl-kinase activity. The record is from RefSeq and is a predicted model, not a curated record. NCBI's taxonomy places the organism in Eukaryota, Viridiplantae, Streptophyta, Magnoliopsida, Poales, Poaceae. The transcript has 9 exons. Gene Ontology annotation, biological process: cleavage in ITS2 between 5.8S rRNA and LSU-rRNA of tricistronic rRNA transcript (SSU-rRNA, 5.8S rRNA, LSU-rRNA). The coding region runs from base 51 to 1205 and encodes 384 amino acids. Gene Ontology annotation, cellular component: nucleus.